Messenger RNA from Ilex paraguariensis (yerba mate), 240 nucleotides. The record is from the annotation of a GenBank genome assembly. NCBI's taxonomy places the organism in Eukaryota, Viridiplantae, Streptophyta, Magnoliopsida, Aquifoliales, Aquifoliaceae.
UACGUGAUGAUCUUGUUGAAUGGAGGAGUGCCAGUAGCUUUUGCUGAUAGUGAAGAGCCAGCUGCAUAUGGCGAAUUGAUCUCAAUUGGUGGCCUUGGACCAAGUGUUAAUGGAAAACUCAGUUCAACAAUUGCAGAAAUUCUUCAAACAAAGCUAUCUAUAGAUAGUUCUCGGUUUUAUAUCAAAUUUUACGAUGUUCAGGUAUUUUAUUUGACGUCUUCCUUUCUGAGGUUUGAUUGA